This is a messenger RNA of Lodderomyces theae, 606 nucleotides long. RefSeq names its product H/ACA snoRNP pseudouridylase subunit (gene GAR1). NCBI's taxonomy places the organism in Eukaryota, Fungi, Ascomycota, Pichiomycetes, Serinales, Debaryomycetaceae. Gene Ontology annotation, molecular function: box H/ACA snoRNA binding. Gene Ontology annotation, cellular component: box H/ACA snoRNP complex. The transcript has a single exon. Gene Ontology annotation, biological process: snoRNA guided rRNA pseudouridine synthesis; ribosome biogenesis. Bases 1 to 606 code for a protein of 201 amino acids. The record is from RefSeq and is a predicted model, not a curated record.
AUGAACAGAGGAAGAGGCGGCUUUAGAGGAGGCCGUGGUGGAGCUGGUGGAAGACCAAGUUUCCAACAAGGCCCACCAGAUACAGUUUUGGAAAUGGGAUCUUUCAUGCAAGCCUGCGAGGGAGAUAUAGUGUGUCGCUCAAUCAAUGUCAAGAUACCCUACUUUAACGCUCCAAUUUACUUAGAAAACAAGACGCAAGUUGGAAAAGUGGAUGAAAUACUAGGACCGUUGAAUGAGGUGUUUUUCACAAUAAAACCAUCCGAAGGUGUCAAAGCAGAGUCAUUUAAGGACGGAGAUAAAUUCUACAUUGGUCCUGAUAAACUUUUACCUUUAGAAAGAUUUUUGCCCAAACCACCUUCUAUAGGGCCCAAACCAAAGAGGAAAGCGGGAGCGGGUGGCGCCGGUGGUGCUGGUGGUCGAGGUGGCCGCGGUGGUGCCAGAGGUGGCUUCGGUGGCCGUGGAGGUGCCAGAGGUGGCAGCAGAGGUGGUUUCGGUGCACGUGGUGGAAGUAGAGGUGGAUUUGGAGGUCGUGGUGGAAGCAGAGGUGGCUUUGGUGGUCGUGGAGGAUCCCGUGGAGGAAGCAGAGGUGGUAGAGGUAGAUUUUGA